UAUUCAUUUCUGUUUCAUCUAUUUUUCUAAAAAAUAAAAAUACACCUCUUGGAAAGGUCAUUUUGAUCUUGUGUUGAGGGUAUUUGGGAUACUUCAUUGUGUUCUUGUUUUAUAAACUUGAACUAGUUGAAGUUGUUGUUGUAAUUUACAGAUUCUGCAUACCCGAUUAUAUUGUGGAAGAUAACAGGUGGUGAUACAGCCCUGCACAAGGCCAUGAGGACUGGAUGUGUAGAAACUGUCAGACUCUUGGUGGCACAAGAUCCUGAUUUCGAGUUUCCAGCAAACAAUGCUGGGGAGACACCACUCUAUCUGGCCGCGGAGUCUGGUCUUGUUAACUGUUUUUCAGAAAUCUUAGAACACUGCAACAGACCAACAUACAGUGGUCCAUAUGGUCGAACGGCUUUGGAUGCGGCAAUAAUCCAGAAACAUAUGGAUUGUGCGACAUCACUGUGGGAAUGGAACAAAUCAUUAUGCGAGGAAACUGACAAAUGGGGUUGGAAUCCACUGCAUUAUGCUGUUAAACAAGGAUUGAGAGUAGCAGUUCGUAAAAUGCUGGGGUGGAAGACAUCGUUAGCCUACACUCACGCAGGCAAUGGAAAUGACUGGGCAACAUCUAUUCAUAUUGCAGCCAAUGUAGGUCAUGUAAACAUGAUACGUGAGCUAUUAUUUCACUGUCCAGAUAGCUUGGAAAUGCUUAACAGCAAUGGCCAAAAUACUCUUCGUGUUGCCAUAUCGAAUUUUAAAACAAGAGUAGUCAGAUUCUUAUUGAAUUCUAAAGAAUCUCAUAACCUUAUUGACUAGCCAGAUAAUGAUGGCAACACUCCUCUCCAUUUGCUUGCUGCCACUUACCGGAUAAGUGUGUCUGUCAAAUUAAGAAGACAUGUGAGUACAAAGAAGAUGUUAUUUAACAAAGAAAACCAGACUUCACUUGACAUAUCAGUGUCUAGCACAGAGAGAACACAGCUGGUGAAAUGGUCAUUCAAGUGGAAUCUCGGCCAUUGUCGAUUAGGACGGCGUGAUUUUGAGAUAAAAUGGAAGAAAAUACAGAAGCCAGAAGACGAAACAGAGUCGAGGGAGAACACAGCUAAGAAAGAUAUUAUGGAGGCAACUCGAAUACAUCUAGUAGUUGCCACUCUACUAGUUACUGUUACCUUUGCAGCAGGUUACACCUUACCGGGAGGUUUUGAAAGCGAUCUCAAUAGCUCUACUAAAGGGAUGGCCAUUCUAAUAAGGGAAACAGCGUUCCGUGCAUUUGUUGUCUCAGAUGACAUUGCCUUUACAUGCUCUGCUUGUGCUGUAUUUUGCUACUUCUUCAUUGUGGUAAAUACAGCAGGUGUGAAAAAAUUAGUAAUUAUAACUGCGCUAUCAUAUAGCAAUUUUUUUGCAGCUUGUGGCGAUGUUAGAAGUUGUAAUUGCAUUUGUAACUGGUAUGUAUGCUACUUUAGCACAUUCAGUUGGUCUAUCUGUUACUGUCUGUGUCAUCGGUUGCA
Capsicum annuum is the source of this 1490-nucleotide messenger RNA. Its product is annotated as ankyrin repeat-containing protein ITN1. The record is from RefSeq and is a predicted model, not a curated record. Lineage: Eukaryota; Viridiplantae; Streptophyta; Magnoliopsida; Solanales; Solanaceae. Gene Ontology annotation, cellular component: plasma membrane. Gene Ontology annotation, molecular function: protein phosphatase regulator activity; protein phosphatase 1 binding. Bases 214 to 801 code for a protein of 195 amino acids. The transcript is spliced from 3 exons.